UUCUAUAAAUAUCCAGAAAAAUCUCUCCCUCGCUCCUCCAUUAUUCAAGCUCCACAGAAGAGAAGAGAACUUAGAAGAACGAAACUAGGAUGUCGACCGUUGCCAUUGAGCCUCUCUACCGAUAUUCCCCGAGAGAAAAACCUCUAUGCCACUGCAGAGCGAAGAUCCUGAAACCUUCUUCUCUGAAUUUCUCUCCCAAGCUUCUCUCCAAUGGCAUCACCAGCUUCUGCAAAUUCAAGCCCCAUCGGGCCUAUACAGUCAGAGCUAGCUCCACCGACACCGCUCUUCUUGAAACUUUUGAAUCUUCCCCUAGCUUCUUCAAGGAGACAUUUUCUCUCGCGCGAACUGAAACGGUUGAGGGAAAGAUUUUCAUAAGAUUAGAUAAGGACGAGGAUCAACAGUGUUGGCAGCUUAGCGUAGGGUGUAGUCUUCCAGGGAAAUGGAUUCUUCACUGGGGAGUUUCUUAUUUGGACGAUGUUGGCAGUGAAUGGGAUCAACCUCCUAAAGAUAUGAUACCCCCUGGUUCUAUUCCUGUAAAGGACUAUGCAAUAGAGACACCAUUAAAGAAAUCCUCAGAGGGACAAGUAUUUCAUGAAGUGAAGAUUAAUUUAGAUCCUAAAAGUUCAAUUGCAGCCUUAAACUUUGUUUUAAAGGAUGAAGAAACUGGUGCUUGGUAUCAGCAUAGGGGAAGAGAUUUUAAAGUGCCUCUUGUGGAUCAUCUUCUCAUUGAUGGCAAUGUAGUUGGAGCGAAGAGAGGCUUCAACAUAUGGCCAGGGGCUUUCCUUCCUAACAUGCUUCUCAAAGCAGAAGAAUUGCCUUCUAAAGAUCAAGAUAGCAAUAGUGAUUCCAAAGAUGCAAAACAAGAAAAUAAGCAUGUACAAGGGUUCUAUCAAGAGCAGCCUAUUACUAAGCAAGUUGUAAUUCAAAACUCAGCCACUGUUUCAGUUACAAAAUGCUUCAAGACUGCUAAGAAUCUUCUUUAUUUAGAAACUGAUCUACCUGGUGAAGUUGUUGUUCACUGGGGAGUUUGCAGAGAUGAUGCUAAGAAUUGGGAAAUUUCAGCUGGCCCAUAUCCGCCAGAAACAACUGUAUUCAAGAACAGAGCUUUACGAACGCUAUUACAGCCUAAAGAUGGUGGAGAUGGAUGUUCAGGGUUAUUUACUUUAGGCAAAGAAUUCAUUGGCUUUCUUUUUGUUCUGAAGUUAAAUGAGAACACCUGGUUGAAAUGCAAGGAAAAUGAUUUCUACAUCCCCCUCUCAAGUUCAAUCAGCUUUCCUGCUCAACCUGGACAGCGACAAUUUGAAGGUGUACCAGUAUCUGAAAAGACUGAGGAAGCAAAUCAAGAAGUUUCUCAAGUUCCAUAUACUGAUGAUAUAAUUAAUGAAAUAAGGAACUUAGUACAUGACAUUUCCUCUGAGAAGAGUCGGCAGACAAAAACAAAAGAAGCACAAGAAAGCAUUCUUCACGAAAUUGAGAAAUUGGCUGCUGAAGCCUACAGUAUAUUUAGAACCUCUAUCCCUACUUCCACAGAAGAAGCUGUUUCAGAAUCUGAACCCCAAGAGACUCCUACUAAAAUUUGUUCGGGGACAGGCACAGGGUUUGAAAUAUUGCUCCAAGGCUUUAACUGGGAAUCUAAUAAAUCUGGAAGAUGGUAUAUGGAACUCAAAGAAAAAGCUUUAGAAAUAUCUUCCCUUGGAUUUACUGUGAUUUGGUUGCCCCCACCAACAGAAUCUGUGUCACCUGAAGGAUACAUGCCAAAGGAUUUAUAUAAUUUGAAUUCCAGAUAUGGAAAUAUCGAUGAGCUUAAGGAUCUUGUGAGGAGUCUACAUGAAGUGGGUCUUAAAAUUCUUGGAGAUGCUGUCUUGAACCAUCGUUGUGCACACUAUCAGAAUCAAAAUGGUGUAUGGAAUAUAUUUGGUGGUCGCUUAAAUUGGGAUGAUCGCGCCAUUGUUGCAGAUGAUCCACAUUUCCAGGGUAGGGGCAACAAGAGUAGCGGAGAUAGUUUUCAUGCUGCCCCCAAUAUUGAUCAUUCUCAAGAAUUUGUGAGGAAGGAUCUCAAAGAAUGGUUAUGCUGGCUAAGGGAUGAAAUCGGAUAUGAUGGAUGGAGGCUUGAUUUUGUCAGAGGAUUUUGGGGUGGUUACGUCAAGGACUACAUAGAUGCAACUGAACCAUAUUUUGCUGUCGGAGAGUACUGGGAUUCUCUCAGUUACACAUAUGGUGAAAUGGAUCAUAAUCAAGAUGCACAUCGGCAGAGAAUUAUUGACUGGAUCAAUGCUACUAAUGGAGCUGCUGGAGCAUUCGAUGUCACCACUAAAGGGAUUCUUCAUUCAGCACUGGAAAGGUGCGAGUAUUGGCGGUUAUCAGAUCAGAAAGGAAAGCCUCCAGGAGUUGUGGGAUGGUGGCCAUCUCGUGCUGUCACCUUCAUAGAGAAUCAUGAUACUGGUUCUACUCAGGGCCAUUGGAGAUUUCCUUAUGGGAAGGAAAUGCAAGGAUACGCUUACAUUUUGACUCAUCCAGGAACACCUGCAGUUUUCUAUGACCACAUUUUCUCUCAUUAUCAGUCUGAAAUUGCAUCUCUAAUAUCUCUUAGAAACCGGAAAAAGGUCCAGUGCCGGAGUACUGUUGAAAUUACCAAGGCAGAAAGGGAUGUGUAUGCAGCCAUAGUUGAUGAGAAAGUGGCGAUGAAAAUUGGACCAGGUCAUUAUGAGCCCCCAAGUGAAUCUCAAAGAUGGGUUUUGGCUGUGGAGGGAAAAGAUUACAAGGUCUGGGAAGCAUCUUAAUGUUAUUAUUUACGUAGCAGAAGUGCAUAAAUUUAAAGCAUCCACAGUGUAAGUACUCCACAAUUCUAUUUAUCAAGCAAGUGGAAGAACUUCGAAACAGGAUGGUCUACUCGUCGGAAACAGUUUUCUGGACCUGACAUCCGAUCCGGUGGUUAAGCGCGAGUAUUUUGACUGAAGAGGCCACGUUGCACUCUACAUAUAUGGUAAUUUUGUAAUAUUUAUACAUGUUGAAAAGUUUUACGUUGUUGUAACAUUUUCAAAAUAAAGCUGCUUGAAUUGUACUUGCUUAAUUCCUGCAGAAUUGUAUGAUAAUAAUCAUUCAUGUUGUGUAUUGGAUACAUUAUAUUAUUGAAAUAAUCAUGAUCUGAUCAAUCGGUAUCGGAUAUAUGCAAGUUUAGAUUUUAAUUUUA
Messenger RNA from Manihot esculenta (cassava), 3190 nucleotides. RefSeq names its product alpha-amylase 3, chloroplastic. Gene Ontology annotation, molecular function: alpha-amylase activity; calcium ion binding. Bases 90 to 2780 code for a protein of 896 amino acids. The transcript has 13 exons. The record is from RefSeq and is a predicted model, not a curated record. Gene Ontology annotation, biological process: carbohydrate metabolic process. Lineage: Eukaryota; Viridiplantae; Streptophyta; Magnoliopsida; Malpighiales; Euphorbiaceae.